UGAUGUGGAGUUCAUUGUUGGAGAAGAGAAGAGAGUGGUGUACGCCCAUCGCUGUGUCCUCGCGUGCCGCUGUCAGCUCUUUCACGACAUGUUUGUCCAGCAGCAACCUGUGUGUGGGCCACAGGAGGCCAACCUUCCAUUUGUUUUUCCAAACGUGCAGCCCGAUGUCUUCCUGGCUGUGCUGGAGUUUCUCUACACAAACCGCGUGACACUGAGUGGCCAGAUAGCCCUGGAGGUGCUGACAUCCGCAGUGGAAUACGGACUGGACGAUCUUCGUAAGCUGUGUGUGCACUAUAUCAGCAGCACUCUGUCAGUGCAAUCAGUCUGUGAAGCAUUGCAGGCUGCAGUGACGUAUGCACAGACUGACAUGAAGGGAAAAUGUCUGGCCUUUAUCGAGCACCACACUAAAGGUAUUGUUAAGACCCAGGGUUUCCACGAGCUGUCUGACCCCGCCUUGCUCGCCAUCCUGCAGAGUGACUUACUCACCAUUGACGAGCCUGAUUUAAUUACCUGUGUCAGAGAGUGGGCCCACGUUAACUCGGUGGUGUUGAGUGUAUCUGUGCCAGACACAGCCAAGGAGGUUGUCCACGAACUGCGGCUCUUUCUGCUCGACCCUGAGGAACUGACAGCACUGGAGGCUGAGAACAAGAAGGAUAACUUCAUUCCCGUGGACAAGAUAGCGGAGGUGUGGAAGUUUCAUGCAUUAAAGAACCCAAGUGCCAUCUCGUCUCAUCUGCUUCAGAGACGCAGAGGAACUCAGCCUCGAGAACAUCACAAGUAUCUCAGCCUUCACCACAAAUCAAAGAUUACCAAAGACUUCUGAUGCUCUUUGUUGCCAACCCCUGGGUGAAGAUCAAGAGAGGUGACACCUGAGUUACCCAAAUUGACCCACAUCAAACUCGGAUGUCGUAACACAAGUCGUGGGUUUAUGCACCACCCAGUUUCUACAAACUACCUUCCAUUGGCUUGGGGCUCAAGUGAUAGCAAGUGGGGCUGUGUUUCACAUGGGGGCAUAACUAAAGCCAAAUGCCUCGUUGUACAAUACAAUUUGCAAUUAUAUAGCGCCAUUUAUGAGAAGCUUCUGCUUUUAUUAGUUAGCGUUUACAUUACAAUAAUGAAGGCAAAGGCCAGGGUAUUUCUGGCACUCACUGAGUGUGAUUCUGUGAUGGUUUUGUCUGUCAGCAUUGACAACGGUUCUUUUGUGACAUUUGGACUCCAAGCAAAGAGGGAAGUUUAGAAACUUGCCCGCUGUAUUGGGACGUUAGUGUUUGGCAGUUACUUUAAUAUUUUCUUCCUGUUGCUCAACUUUCCAUACUGCACAAGGCUUCUUUGUUCUGCUGUAUAAUUAACCCCUUGAGGUGUGCAAGAGAGGCUGGGAGAGGGAUUCUCACUCCCUGAGGUCUGAUUGACAUCUAGUGGGGGGUGAAGGAGAGGGAGCUUGUGUUGCAGGAGAAUGUAUGGAUGUACAGGAUAUAUUAUUUAUAAUAAACUAACCUCUGGUAAUUUAA
Messenger RNA from Callorhinchus milii (elephant shark), 1508 nucleotides. RefSeq names its product BTB/POZ domain-containing protein 19. The record is from RefSeq and is a predicted model, not a curated record. Gene Ontology annotation, molecular function: protein binding. Lineage: Eukaryota; Metazoa; Chordata; Chondrichthyes; Chimaeriformes; Callorhinchidae.